Molecule: messenger RNA, 3260 nt
Organism: Cantharellus anzutake
Lineage: Eukaryota; Fungi; Basidiomycota; Agaricomycetes; Cantharellales; Hydnaceae
Exons: 10
Coding region: 127-2916 (929 amino acids)
Source: RefSeq, a predicted model, not a curated record
GCCGUUUUCCGCCCACUUGUUCCGAAUCCUCGAAUCUGUUCAAACGAUCACAGCCCUCUGACAUCCAAUAACGCGUCUUCAACAUUGGGUAUUUGCGAUACUAAAUAAUCUGUGAAGAGAGUGCAAAUGGCCUCUGCACGGCUGUCAUCCAGCCUUCAAACAAAACUAUCCAAGAUUUUUGAGAGUAGCUCGGACAGCUAUACGAACAAAAAUGGCGAGAGAGUGAUUUCUUCGCGGUCCAUUCUUCCUAUCCUCGACGCUUUGGCAUAUGAAUAUGGCGAUGUCAUCGUUGAACCAGGUCAAGAAGAAAAUUUUGCUAGAACAAUAGAAAGUUACCCUCCCUUGGACCUCACACCUGCUCUUAUGAUCCAACUAGUGGAACAACUAUCUGGCGUCAAGCUUCCCUCUUCCCCGAAUCAUCAAGAAGUAGCCGGCGUGGCUUCCACCGUGCUUGACUCGAGGCAACGAAGCGGGCCUGUUGCAAGCCCUGCUCCGAGUGCCUGGAAUAGGAAACCGCAGCGCCUACGAGGUCUUAGUGAGACGAAUAUAAUUGUGCUUACUGGGGAGGAUGGAAGGGCGACGCCAACGGGUCCUCGUUCAGCAUCUUGGACGUUGUCGAGUCCCAAUUCCCCCACCGAACUGUCGCCACGGCUGUGGCCUGUAAAUCGGCCACCAUCCGUAGCUGGCUCGCAAUCUCAAUCGCCAGAUGCGGCAUUACUCGAACAAUCUUUCCUUGCCACCCCAAUUAAAUCCCCAGAUUGGUCCUUGGCGGCUCUUUCACCAGACGAUGAUUAUCCUUAUCAACCACUUGCCGCUCCUUCAUUCUCAUCAUCCUCUUCGUCCUCAAAUCAAGACCUCGGCACCUUCCCCACACAUUAUCAGGAUGACGAUGACUUGGCUGAUGACGAAGAAGAUUCCGAAGAUGAGACCACAAUUCAUCGACAUCAACGGAAACAUACGCUUUCGUCCAUUUCUUCGCCCUCUAUCACGCAAACCGCUCAACAACGUGAAGAGGAACUUCAGAGGCGGAAUGAUGAAUUGGCAAAGAAGUUACAUGAUACUAAUAGAGAAUAUGAGAAUAAGUUGAGUGAUCACGAGGCGGAGAUACAGGAGUUACAGGACAGGAUUGAGGAAUUGAAGAAUGAGUUGCAGACGUCGAAGAGGGAGGAGAAAGAGUUACGGUUGAAAGCUCGUACUUCGAGUUCUCAGCUGGCUACGCUUGAAGCGGAGAUGGCCAAGUUGCAACGUCAAUUGGAUGCUUCGCGGAACUCGCACCAGUCGUUACAGAAGCAAUAUCAAGAGCAGAUCGGUACGUUGUCACUCCGAACCUGCAGGCAGUUCAAACUCAUAAUCUUCAUUGAUUCAGCCCUCUCGGAGAACUAUCGUGAUACCAUCAGGAAGAAAGAUCAAGAGGUGAAGCAUGCUGAGGAAUUAGCCACUGUGCAUCAAAAUGACUUGACGAAGUGGCGUAACGAACGUGAACUCGCGGAGGCGAACAUCGAGUCCCUCAAAGCUGAACUCGCCGCUGCCCAAAGCGCUCACCAGAGUCUGGAGGAGCAAAAACAAGCAAAUCAAAUGCUCAGAGAGACUAUUGACCGUCUUCGACUUGACUUGGAUGAGAUUCGUAUAAGCAAUACCGCUGGUGGUGGAAAGGACAGUGCAAAGUCCACCGCGAUCAACCAGAGGGGACAUGCGAGCAAACGGUCGGUUGCAAGUUUGGCGGCUGAAUUGCGUGAUCGAUUUGAUUUGAAGGAUGCGGCUGCCGAUGGGGUUGAGGUCCAAGAGUUAGAUAGUGGGGAUGAUGAUGAUGAGUUUGUGGAGACUAUCAUUACAACAAGCCGUAAACGAGUCGGAUUGCGACGAAAUCAGCAUCUGAAACCGGUGGAAGAUGCGAAGGAAUUUGCCGAUGCAUCUGCCCAGCAUUGUUCAGACGAAUUCACAUCUUCAAUCUCUACUCAGACCCAAGCGCCACUCACACGUUCCCUUGCCUCUACCGGUGCACAAACCUCACCCAACCUUCCCCGCUCGCUCUUGUUCCCAUCGGCCUCUAGUGAUGUAGAUGAUGAUGAUGCAGAUUCAAGUUCAUCUACCCUGACCGCAACCCCACCGUCACCUUCACCAAUGAAAUCAAGAUUACCUCCUACUCAAAUCAAUCCCGGCGAACUCCCGCCUUCCUAUGCCAAUUUAGAGGCGGAAGAAAGGGAACUUAUCGGUCGCGAAUACCUUCGCAAAUUCCAUCCAGGAAUCAAUAGCGACAAAGUGAUAGGGUCGCUUGUAUCAUCAUCUUCCUCGCCCAUGCCCUCACAAGAAGCUUCUCUCCCUGUAUCACAGAGAGCAGUUCAACAGUGGAUGAAAUUCAAGGUGGAAACUGGUCGUCAAUGCGAUGCUAUAGACCAAAUCUUGCUUCGCGGGCAGAACAUCUCUGAGGAUUUGCAGGCUUCUUUGAUGACGAUGACACCGAGAAAAGCUCGUGAAUGGGCUAACAAGGUCAAAGCGGCAGCCGAGGAAGAAGAGAAUAGGGUAGCUGAGGAAUCCAAGUCGAAGCCGAGGGCGACGCAACGAAGUCCACGAGGACGAUUUUACAAACUUUAUCCGUCCUUGUUUUACCCUAACAACGAAGAUGGGGAACCUCGUCAUGCAGAGAGGAACGUCUUUCUCGCUGGCAUGGGUUUCGCUGCUAUGAUGAUGAUGGCAUUGUCCAUUAUUCCAGCCAUGAGACAGGAAUACAACGACGCAAUGUAUUCGGAUCGCCAACUGUGGACCUCAUACAAUACUCUUGGCCAGGUUUCUGUGUACGACGGUUUCUUCAAUGGCCCCUCUGCUGGCGGCCAAAGCGCCUCAAAUGCUGUUUGGACACUUGCUGGUCAUGCUAUUCAAGGAGGCAUCAAUGCCAUGCGCCGAGCGCCCCCAUCCUAACCAUUAUUUCUUUUGAAUUAUGUCCGGUCUCCUUGCUAGUCCCCGCUAUCUCGUUUAGUCCUGCGUAACAACCUCUGUUCUAAUUGAUAUGUGACACCGCGGAUACCCUUCCAACACAUAAAACUGAAGCUGUGUCGCACUGACAUCAUGUUGUAGAUCGAUCCCUCCCUUUUUGCGUACUUAAAUUCGCUUCCAGUGGCUAAUACUUGACGUAGAAUAUUAUCAAUCGUGAACCAUAUCCUCGCGCGUAGUUAUCGCCUGCUUCUGAACUUUCGCGCGCGCAACUAAUGCAUCCAACGUCAUUGCAUGAGAUCUGCAUACUAAAAACAAUAUAACAAUAUAGC